This is a messenger RNA of Papaver somniferum (opium poppy), 1836 nucleotides long. RefSeq lists its product as uncharacterized. The record is from RefSeq and is a predicted model, not a curated record. NCBI's taxonomy places the organism in Eukaryota, Viridiplantae, Streptophyta, Magnoliopsida, Ranunculales, Papaveraceae. The transcript has a single exon. Bases 1 to 1836 code for a protein of 611 amino acids.
AUGUCUGAUUUGCUGCACGAAAUGAACUAUGAUGCCUCCAAUUUUUACAAGUUGCUGAACGAUGCGCAUGUGUCACUAUAUCCUGGCUGUGAAAAGUUUUCAAGAUUAUCCUUCAUUGUGCACUUGCUUCAUGUCAAGUCCCUCGGUGGAUUGAACAUCAAGGGGUUUGAUGCGUUGUUGAGUCUCUUGACCAAAGCCUUUCCGGAUGCCAAACUACCAAAGAAUUUUUAUGAAUCUAGAACAACAAUCAAGGGCUUGGGGCUUGGAUACAUUUUGAUCGAUGCUUGCGAGAAUGAUUGUGUUUUGUUCUGGAAAGAGAAUGCAGAUAAAACAUCUUGCCCGGUAUGUCAUGCUUCAAGAUGGAAAACUACUGAAUUGAAUGUGGAUAACGAAUCAAUCAGAAGUACACCAAGAGGUAAAAACAUUCCAGUGAAGCAAUUGCGGUACUUCCCAUUGAAUCCAAGACUUCAGAGGUUAUUUAUGUCUUCAAAGACCGCUUCUUAUAUGCGAUAUCAUGCAAAAAGACGUCACAAAGAUGGAGUUUUGAGGCAUCCAGUUGAUGCAGAGACAUGGAAGACCUUUGAUAAGAAGCACCCAGCGUUUGAUGAUGAUCCUCGCAAUGUAAGACUUGCAUUAGCAACUGGUGGGAUGAAUCCGUUUGGGAAUAUGUUGCAUCCACAUAGUACAUGGCCAGUUGUUCUACUCAAUUAUAACUUACCACCGUGGUUGUGUAUGAAAGAGGAAAAUUUUAUCUUGUCUAUGAUAAUUCCUGGACCCAAAUCCCCAGGAAACGACAUCGAUAUGUAUUUGCAACCACUCAUAGAGGAAUUGAAGGAAUUGUGGGAUGAAGGUGUUGUAACUUACGAUAUUUCAAAGAAAGAGAAUUUUAAAUGUCGUCCAGCAUUACUUGGCACCAUCAUUGAUUUCCCUGCACUAGCUAUGCUUUCCGGGUGGAGCACCAAAGGGGAAUUUUCUUGUCCGUGCUGUGGGCCUGACCGAUGUUCAGAACGACUGAGAAAUGGGGGCAAGUAUUGUUACAUGCAUCAUCGCCGAUACUUGUCUGCUGGUCAUCAUUGGCGCCACCAUAAGUCAUCCUUUGAUGGAGAGAAAGAACUUCGAGAACCACCACAUCUGAUGAAUGGGGAUGAAAUUGCUCAACAACUGGCUCAUUUUCGACAAGUUCAGUUUGGUAAGAACGCGAAACAGACUGGUCUGACAGAAAUAACACCGGUUACUUUUGAACACAACUGGAUAAAAAAGAGCAUAUUUCAUGAGUUGCCGUACUUAAGCUCAAUUAUAUGUUUUCAUAAUGUCGAUAUGAUGCACGUUGAGAAGAAUAUUUGUGAAACUGUAUUGGGCACAGUGAUGAAUGUAGAAGGGAAAACGAAAGACAAUCUUAAGGCCCGGUUGGAUCUGAUGGACUGGGGAUUACGGCCGGAGUUACAUUUGAGACAAGAGGGAGAUAAAAUAGUGGUGCCAACAGAUUCUUUUGUCAUGUCGCCCAAAGAAAAGGAAUCUUUUUGUAGAACUUUGAAGGACAUUAAGGUUCCCGAUGGACACUCAUCAAAUAUUUCUCGGUGUGUGAACAUUAAGGAUCGAAAGAUUAUGGGUCUGAAAAGUCAUGACUAUCAUGUAUUAAUGGAAUAUUUAUUGCCUAUUGCCUUACGUGGACACUUGGAUGGGGAUAUAUUGGAAGCACUGAGUGAGUUAUGUAUGUUUUUUAAAGUGUUUUGUACAUGGGUUCUCAAGAUAGAGGAUCUGGAUAAACUACAAGAUAGUAUCGCAAUUACUUUGUGCAAGUUGGAAAGAAUAUUCCCCCCAUCUUUUUUAUUGUGA